Molecule: messenger RNA, 4145 nt
Organism: Cydia fagiglandana
Lineage: Eukaryota; Metazoa; Arthropoda; Insecta; Lepidoptera; Tortricidae
Gene: Moe
Product: moesin/ezrin/radixin homolog 1
Exons: 12
Coding region: 150-1862 (570 amino acids)
Biological process (GO): regulation of cell shape; positive regulation of early endosome to late endosome transport; positive regulation of protein localization to early endosome
Cellular component (GO): microvillus; plasma membrane; filopodium
Molecular function (GO): actin binding; cell adhesion molecule binding
Source: RefSeq, a predicted model, not a curated record
CGUCACGCAGUUGUCUUGUCUGUCACAUCGCGAUAUUUUUGUGGCUCUUUUACGUUUAGGGUGUGUGCAUUCUUUAUGUGUUGUGCUACUUAUGUGGAAAAUUAGGUGAUAUUCUUCCUUUUCCCGGAUAGUGAUCCUAAACCGCCAAGAUGCCGAAAUCGAUGAACGUCCGCGUGACGACGAUGGACGCGGAGCUGGAGUUCGCGAUCCAGCAGACGACGACCGGCAAGCAGCUUUUCGACCAGGUGGUCAAGACCAUCGGCCUCCGCGAGGUCUGGUUCUUCGGCCUGCAGUAUACCGACUCCAAGGGAGAUCUGACCUGGAUCAAGCUGUAUAAGAAGGUGAUGCAACAGGACGUGAAGAAGGAGAACCCGCUGCAGUUCAAGUUCCGAGCCAAAUUCUACCCGGAAGAUGUCGCUGAUGAGCUCAUCCAGGAGAUCACGCUCAAGCUCUUCUACCUACAGGUGAAGAACGCCAUCCUGUCAGACGAGAUCUACUGCCCGCCGGAAACUUCCGUCCUGCUCGCUUCGUACGCUGUGCAAGCGAGACACGGCGACCACAACCCCGGCCUGCACGGGCCCGGGUUCCUCGCCAACGACCGCCUGUUGCCGCAGCGAGUCACCGACCAGCACAAGAUGUCCCGCGACGAAUGGGAACAAAGCAUAACCAACUGGUGGCAAGAGCACCGUGGCAUGCUCCGCGAGGACGCCAUGAUGGAAUACCUGAAGAUCGCACAGGACCUCGAGAUGUACGGAGUCAACUACUUCGAGAUCAGGAAUAAGAAGACCACGGAGCUGUGGCUCGGUGUGGACGCACUGGGGCUUAAUAUCUAUGAGAAGGACGACAAACUGACCCCAAAGAUCGGUUUCCCCUGGUCCGAAAUCCGCAACAUCUCAUUCAACGACCGCAAGUUCAUCAUCAAGCCCAUCGACAAGAAGGCGCCCGACUUCGUGUUCUUCGCGCCGCGCGUGCGCGUCAACAAGCGCAUCCUCGCGCUGUGUAUGGGCAACCACGAGCUGUACAUGCGCAGGCGCAAGCCCGACACUAUUGACGUGCAGCAGAUGAAGGCCCAGGCUAGAGAGGAGAAGCUCGCCAAACAGGCACAGAGAGAGAAACUCCAACUGGAGAUUGCGGCUCGCGAACGCGCGGAAAAGAAACAACAGGAAUAUGAGGACCGUCUCAAACACAUGCAGGAGGAGAUGGAGCGCUCACAGGCAAACCUGAUCGAAGCUCAGGACAUGAUCAGACGGCUAGAGGAACAGCUCCGUCAGCUGCAAGCUGCCAAGGAGGAGCUGGAGCAGCGGCAGAACGAGCUGCAAGCCAUGAUGACCCGCCUCGAGGAGACCAAGAACAUGGAAGCCGCGGAGCGCGCAAAGCUCGAAGAGGAGAUCCGCAACAAACAAGAAGAGGUUUCCCGCAUCCAGCAGGAGGUUGAGGAGAAGGACACUGAAACUCGCCGGCUGCAGGAGGAGGUUGAGGAGGCGCGCAGACAACAGGAGUCGGCGGCGGCGCUGCUGGCGGCGGCGGCGACGCCCUCGCACCACCACGUGGCGGAGGGCAAGGACGACGCGGGCUCGGACGGCGGCUCGGACGCGGGCGGCCAGGAGCUCGCCGGAGCACCUGAUGACCUGGUGGACCCCGUCGAGGACCGCCGCACGCUCGCCGAGCGGAACGAACGCCUGCACAGCCAGCUCAAGGCCCUGAAGCAAGACCUCGCCCAGUCCCGCGACGAGACGAAGGAGACCGCCAUGGACAAGAUCCACCGCGAGAACGUGCGCCAGGGCCGCGACAAGUACAAGACGCUGCGCGAGAUCCGCAAGGGCAACACCAAGCGUCGCGUCGACCAGUUCGAAAACAUGUAACCGCAGUACAGGAGACGAGACCGGCUCAAUGCGAUGACUGGGGGUUAUAUUUCACCGUGUCCGUAUUUGCAACACUUAGAACAGGGGUCGGAAUACUCGCGAGCCGCUUGCGGCUCUAUGUUUUCUUAGACUAUUGAAAACACCAUUUGCUCUUUGAGACUCCUAAAACAGCUCAUUUACUAUAUGGGUCUUCUCCCCAAAAGUUUGCCGACCCCUAACUUAGAACAUUGAAAUUUCCUGUGUCCAAAUUUGCAACACUUAAAACAUUGGGAUGUUGGAAGAUUUGCCGUGUCCACAUUUACGACACAUAAAACAUUGAAUGUUCAAAUGUCAAUAUUUUGCCAUGUCCAUAUUUACAACAAUUGAAACAUUGAAUGUUGGAAUUAGACCUUAUAUGUGAAAUAGUUCUUGUAUAUUGCGACUAAGAGCUGCCUUAUAUAAAAGACUAAUUUUUGUACGUGUGGUCGUCAUCUGUGAGAACUAUUUAUCAGUAUUGUAACCGACUUAUUAGGCAUAAAAACAUCAAAGUUGAAAGAAACAACAUUUAACAUUGUCAGUAAUGUCAUCACUUACUAAGAAAUUAAACUUAAGACUUCACUAUAACUUAUUGCGGUCAAUUUAUAUAAAGACAUCUAAAAUAAAUAUACAAUUUGUGCUACUAAAGCUCUAAUUUAGUACUUAUAUCCGAGUUUAACGGUUAAAUAUUAAAAAGCCCACCAGUCUACGGUUUGGACCAAGUUUUUUAAGCGUUUUAAACAUAUCCUAGUUAAGGACGGCCUAAGGGAGUCCGUCGGUAAAGCAGCGACAAUUCGCACUCGUAAUGCUGCCACUUGAGUAAAAUAUACACAAAUUAUUAAAAAAUGUCAGACAAUAAUCUGCCAAAAGUAUAGACAAAGUAUUUCCGACUAGACUAUAAUUAUUAAAUCAUUGUAUUUUCCAUUUUAUUUGCAAUCUAUCUCAAUUUAUUCAUCAAAUAAAUGUAUUUACAAUAACAAUUGUCUAUAAUUUUUGCAGAUACUAUUGUAUAGAACUAUUUGUAUGUAUGGUCCGUCGAAUGUAUUUUUAGAGAAUUUUAUUCUCGAUUUAUAAUUGUACGCAAUAAUAGUAUAUUGUAUGGUAAAGGUCAAAUUUUGUAUAAGAGGGCGCGGUCGAUUCGGAAAACUGAUCGUUUCCAAGUACAUAUUUUGGAUCUAAAUCCAAUGUAAUUAUUUUGAAAAAAUGCUGUUAGACCGUCGCUUAAAGAGGUAAGGUUGCAACCGUCCGAAUGGCCCUUAGAGUUUCGAACUUAUACCUUAAUCGUUAAAUCGCAAGAAAGGUGGGAAUUCUGUACACCUUUCAGCACGAACUCGCGACGUCAGUCGGGACUAUAUGUAAAUAUUGAUUAUUACUUAAUAGUAAUUUUAUUUUAGACCAUAAUGUGCUAUAACCGAAUAUGUAUACAAGAGGAAUCAUGUUUUAACCAUAUUUUAAAAAACAUUUACAAACGACCACGACGGCACACCGGCUUGUUUUAUUAUUAAUAAUUAUUUUUUAAAUAAUUCGGAUUUUAUUUCUAACUGAUAGAUGUAUGUUGGGAAUGUGAGUCAUGAUACUGUGCGUCGAGUUAUUCAGUAAUGUUUAUUUGUAUUAGGUAUGUUAUAGUUGCCUGUUGACUACUGUAGGGAUAGCGUAGGUAGAGGCCAGCGGCCGAACUUCCGUCCGAUACCUCGGUCGCUUUGUCCUGUUCUCUCACCAGGUGAGUGAGCGAGCUCGACCGAGGCGUGGGUAGCCGGUUCGGCAGCGGCCUUGCUCCGGGGAGAGAGACGGCGAUACAUUAAAGAAGGAUGCUCAAGCGUUGGAGCGGGCCGCGGGGCGCAUCUUAUUUAUUUUUAUAAUCAUUUAUAAUUAGCCGUAGGAGAUAUCGGUUCAAGUGUAAUUAUCGUAUCUAUUCUUUCUGUCCGAUCGCCUCGCGAUCUCUUGAACAAAAUUCGAAAAGCUUCAGUUUAGUAUGCUUUUAGGGAGCGUAUAUUUAAUUGUUAAGUGUAUAAAAGGCAUUCCAUAAGUUACAAUACGGUUGGCGUGAGUUGUUUCGAAAUUAUAUUAGCGAGCGUUCUGUGUUCUGUUUGAAGUGCCAUCCGUUGCAUGUUCCGAGUCUAAACGCCGUCAGAUCGCUGCGAUUGUCGCGCGACUGGCGGCACGGUUACGCUAAACUAUUUAUAUCUUGUCAUUAUUUUCUAAAAUUAUACAAUACCAUGUUGCCUUUCAACUACUGUGAAUUUUUUUCCAAUAAAACGAUUAAGUAAA